UCGAGCCCAAAAAAACCUGAGUGUGGCAAUCUAUGAUUCUGUCGCUGCUAGUGACGUGACUGCCGCCGCCUGACGCACAGAGUGGAGGGUAUAAGGGUCGCGCGUGCCAGAGCAGUGCCUUAAUUGAUGCAAUCUUGACAGUGUGUCCCUAAAUUGUCGGGUGUCUAGCUUUGGCUGUGAUAUACUACUGCGUACAAAAGUGGCGACACGCAACCAGGAGGGCUCCAGUGGUACAAAAUUACUAUGAACAUGAUGUGCGUGCAAGAAAAUUUAGUGAUUGUAUAGUGCAGAAACUUUCAAUAAAGGCAAAGACAAAAAAAAGCUUACAGUGCUGCAAUUUGGUGUAUAUUGUACUGCCACGAGUGAGUGAGCAGCAACCAUGGCGAGUCGGUUCUUCUCCAAGCUGAUGGGGGCGAAGGACGAGCUGCAGUCCCACGUGCUGGAGGUGGCCGAGACCUACAUGAAGAGGGACGACGCAGGUCUCGGCAGCAGUGGAGAGCGUGCAGAGCGAGGGAAGAUGGUGUUCCUACACGGCGUCCUGUACAUGGAGGUGAUCGAGGCGAAGGACCUCCCUGACGUGGACACGUCCUGGUUCCGCUCUGCAAAGGAUGUUUCCGAUCCUUACAUCACGGUGGACACUUGCUUUGGGGGCAAGAAGACGUGUCGCAUCGCCAAGACCUCCAUCAUCUUCAACUCACUCAACCCUCACUGGAACGAAAAGUUCAGAAUCGAGAUGUGUCACGAAACCGAGUCACUGCUGUUCACCGUCAAGGACCUCGACCUGAUAAAGGUGGAGUGCAUGGGCUACAUGAGCAUCCGAGCCGACGAGCUGCUGCAGGAGGAACCAGUCACCGGUUGGUUCCCUCUCAUCGGCAAGAACGGCACUCCCUCGGGGUCCAUUAACAUAUCCUUGCGUUUCCUCUCUGUAUCUUCGAUCACACGCUCAAACGAGGUGCCGGACACAGUGUUUCCAUUGCGUUCUGGCUGCCGUGUCCGCCUCUACCAAGACGCACACACGCCGGCAGUAUCACCCAUCACAGACGUGGUAGCGGCUAAUGGGGAGCCUUACCAGCCACCGCAGCUGUGGGAGGACGUCACUCAGGCAUUAGAGAACGCUCAGCGCCUCAUCUAUAUAAUCGGGUGGAGCGUGAAGGCGGAUCUUAGUCUUCUUCGGAAUGGAGAGUGUGAGAACCUGGGCGACAUGCUGAAGCGCAAGGCGGAAGAGGGUGUGAGGGUGAUGGUGAUGGUGUGGAACGAGGCCAUGAGCACUGACCUGUACACACCAGGAGUGAUGGGCACCCACGACGAGGAAACUCGUAUCUUCUUCGAGGGCAGUGAGGUGGAGGUGUUCCUCUCUCCACGUCAGAAGAACAAAGGAAAGAUCAUGGAAAACAAUUUCGUAUCAACUCUGUACACUCACCAUCAGAAAUGUGUCAUUGUAGACGCCGAGGCGGAGGGCGACGAACGUCGGCGUCUGGUGGCAUUCGCUGGAGGUAUUGACCUAACAGAUGGUCGAUGGGACACUCCUGAACACCCACUCUUCAAGACGCUUCCUCAGGAACACCAACAUGACUUCUACAAUGGUGUGUGUCAGGCCAGUGUGACUAUAGGUCCUCGCCAGCCGUGGCACGACAUUCACAUGUAUGUGGAAGGCCGAGCUGCCUUCGAUCUUCUUACUAAUUUCGUUGAGAGGUGGCGGCGUCAGGUCCCUGAUCGUGAACAGCGGUUGUUGGCAGUCUCCGAAGAUGACUUUGUGCUGGACUGGGAGGCACCUGACGAGUCCCCGUGGAGCGUGCAGUUCUUCCGUUCUAUAAAUUCAGAUUCAGCACAGUUUGACACCAAUGUGUUGGAUCGCCUCUUGACUCGCAAAGGACGCCUCUUUGAUAACUCCAUCCAGCGAGCUUAUGUGCACCACAUCCGGCGAGCUAAGAGGUUCAUCUACAUCGAGAACCAAUACUUCCUUGGGUCAGCUCACGGGUGGCUAGUGCAAGAAGCCAAAUGUCCUCACCUCAUUCCUAUUGAACUCACCACCAGGAUCAUCAGUGCUAUCAAGGCUGGGGAGGACUUCCGAGUGUACGUUGUGGUGCCCACCCAUCCCGAGGGCGAUCCAACCUCCUCCGCUGUCCAGGAAAUCCUACACUGGCAGCAUCGUACCAUGGAGAUGAUGUACCGAAAGAUAGCUAAGGCUAUCCGCAAGGCAAAGAUCAACGCCCAUCCUACAGAUUAUCUGGGCUUCUUCUGUCUGGGCAAGCGAGAAGGGGUGGAAGAAGUGCCGGAGGGGCUGGAGGAACCAGACUCCAGCUCAGUGGCCGGUAAAGUGCGUGAGAGCCUUCGAUUUAUGAUUUAUGUUCAUUCUAAGAUGGCCAUCUUUGACGAUGAGUACAUAAUCGUGGGAUCGGCCAACAUAAAUGAACGAAGUAUGAGUGGCAACCGAGACACAGAAAUGGCACUCGGCGCCUUCCAGCCACAGUAUACCAAAGAGGAGUGUGGCGACGGAGAGAUUGAAGGUGAUGUGCACACGUUCCGUAUGUCUUUAUGGGCAGAACAUUGCGGCUCGCAAAUGGAGGAGCACAAAAGUCCAGCCUCCGCAUCUUGCAUGGCCGCUCUCCGGGAUCUGGGUGAAGCCAACCUACAGAAGUACCUCUCACCUGAGCCAGAGCACAACGAUUCUCAUCUGAUGAAUUAUCCGCUCGCGGUUACGCCAGACGGCCACGUGGAGAUGAGAGAGGAUUGUCCCAAGUUCCCAGACACUGGCGGCUCAAUCACUGGAAAGAACUCAAACUUCCUUCCAAACUCUCUCACUACAUGAGCGGGUCUUCACCGCCAGAGAGACGCCGCAGGACGUGCCUCAGCAGUGCCUGGGAGAUGCCACGCUGUCCCACAUAUGUCUCUGUUUGUGCGGGUUUGAUCAGUGUGACGUUCACUCAUGGAAGGGACGCCGCCCUGCUGGAGAAUACAGUGGUUGGUUUUACUUCAAGGUACAAAGUCGCACAUAAACUGUUAGUGUAACGUAACUGUAAACACAUAGCUUGUCUUUAUAUUUUGCUUACUGGCACCGUUUCAUUGCGAGUGGCGGCGGUGUCUGCGUCCAGAGCACAUUUGAAUGUUUUUUUUUUUAAAGAAAUACUACUAAUUAAAUUUAGUUGUUGAAAAUAAAUGAAGUUUAUUUUAUCUCAUUCGUCAUAACUACUUGUAAAGUGUUACAAUGAAAGUUGAUAAUUAAGAAACAAUCUUGAUGUGAUAUGCGUAAUGAAAGCAAAAAGAAAAAAGGCUGCAACAGAUGUGCAUGCUUUGUGUAAAUCAAUAUGCCGCUCUAGAGGGUCAAUCGCAUGUUGUUUGUGAUGUGUGAUUUUUUCGUCAUGUUCCCUUCAAGUAAACAACUACGCGCUGACUGCAGUGUAGCAUGGCAGUCGUGAAGCAGCCUGUAGGGGCGAAGAAUGUACUAAAUGUUCAAAGUAUGCCUUACCGUGUUCUCGCUGCUUGGCCAGGAAAGACAAAAGUACUGUGUGUGUGUGUGUGUGUAUUGGUGCUCGACAUUUUGCAGUUAUUUCAUUAUGCUUGAUGACGCAUUUAGAUACUUUAUUAUUACUAUUCUGUAUGUAUAGAACAUAAAGGGAAAUUCUAUCAUAAUGUUGAGAAACUUUUGACAUGCAUGUAUUGGAAUGUAUUAUUAUUCGAUAAUGUUUGGUAGGAGAUAAUGGUUUUACUUCAGGAGAGAAAUAUAAUUGAAUAAAAAAAAAAAACAGGAGAGAAAAGCCCGCAUAAUUAUAGGCUGCUAUAUAAUUGUAUUUUAAAUAAACCUAUUACUUCAGCACAAAUA
Molecule: messenger RNA, 3820 nt
Organism: Portunus trituberculatus (swimming crab)
Lineage: Eukaryota; Metazoa; Arthropoda; Malacostraca; Decapoda; Portunidae
Product: phospholipase D alpha 1-like
Exons: 3
Coding region: 380-2809 (809 amino acids)
Biological process (GO): phospholipid catabolic process
Cellular component (GO): plasma membrane
Molecular function (GO): D-type glycerophospholipase activity
Source: RefSeq, a predicted model, not a curated record